Molecule: messenger RNA, 3819 nt
Organism: Rhipicephalus sanguineus (brown dog tick)
Lineage: Eukaryota; Metazoa; Arthropoda; Arachnida; Ixodida; Ixodidae
Exons: 5
Coding region: 1-3819 (1272 amino acids)
Biological process (GO): DNA integration; proteolysis
Molecular function (GO): nucleic acid binding; zinc ion binding; aspartic-type endopeptidase activity
Source: RefSeq, a predicted model, not a curated record
AUGCCAAAUUUCGGCAAUCUUGAGCCUUUCGAGGGAGGAGGCGAUGACUGGCCCUGCUACGUGGACCGGCUGAAGGCAUUCUUCACGGCGAAUGACAUCGCUGAAGACAAGCGAACAGCCGUCUUCAUCAGCUGCUGCGGGCAGAAAACGUAUGCGUUGCUUCGCAAUUUGGUCAAGCCUGACCAGCCAAGUGACAAGACGUUGGACGAGAUUCUGUUGGUGCUAGGAAACCACUACUGCCCGAAGCCUUCUGCUGUUGUGCAGCGGUUCCGUUUCAACUCGCGCGUUCGCGCUGAAGGAGAGUCCGUCAGCAACUUCAUUGCAGCGCUGAAGAGCCUUUCCGAGCACUGCAACUUCGGCAAAGAGCUUGAAAACAUGCUCCGCGACCGCGUCGUGUGUGGCAUCAACAACGCAGACGUCCAAACAAGAUUGCUGGAAAAAGCGGACCUGACUUUCGAAGACGCAGUGCAGACCGCCCUAGCAAUGGAAGCAGCAAAGAAGGAUGCAGGGGAGAUAGCGCAAGCUCACGCUAGCACCUUCUUUUCCACCCUCCGCGUCUCGGCAGCGCCGGUGGGCGUGUCCUGUUAUCGCUGCGGGGAGGCACACCUGGCGUCCGCUUGCCGGCAUGUGAAGACCGUCUGCAGUUACUGCCACAAACGCGGCCACUUGGCGAAAGUUUGCAAUACGAAACGAAAAGACGAGCAAUCACAGAGUGACGGGUCUCCCAGACCCCGUUCGUUCGCGGGCCGAAGUUCACUGUCGGCGAGCAACCGUCAUCGCGUAAAUACUGUCCAGGAUGAAGCCUCCGCUACAGCUUCGCCCGCCAAAGUUUUCGACAUGUGGUUAGUUGACUACACCAAGGCGCCUCCACCUUUUACCGUCAGUGUUGAAGUUUGCGGCAAGCCGCUACGCAUGGAAGUGGACACGGGGGCGAGCGUCUCAAUCAUUGCCAAGUCGCGUUUGCUACAGCUUCUACCUUCAAUUCCGCUGCAGCCGUCUCAAGUAUUUCUGCGAAGCUAUUCCGGGGAUUUAAAGAAGGUACAAGGCAAAGCUGAUGUCCAUGUAAAGUUUCAUGGCAAGGAGGCUCACCUACCAAUUUUUCUGGCCGGAAACGAAUCACCCACUCUGCUCGGACGCAACUGGAUGCAAGAAUUGGGCAUCGGCGUCUCCGACGUUGAAGUGAACAUUCAUGCACUUGCUGAUGUGAAACACGUAGUGCAAGAUUACACUGAAGUGUCUGAAGAAGGUUUGGGUACGUUCAAGGGUGCGACAGCUUCACUACAUGUACCUUCAGAUGCUCCACCACGGUUCUUCAAGCCACGCCCACUGCCGUAUGCUUUGACAGACGGAGUCACGCAAGAAAUUCAGCGAUUAAUAAGAGAUUCCAUCAUUGUUCCGGUGAAGACAGCUAGGUGGGCUGCCCCAAUUGUUCCCGUGACAAAAAGGGAUGGGUGCAUCAGAAUCUGUGGGGACUUUGGUGUCACCAUUAACCCAGUCGCGACGGUGGAACGCUACCCUAUUCCAAGAAUUGAGGACUUGUGGACUGUGCUGGCCGGAGGUGAGAAAUUUACAAAGUUGGACUUGCGUGACGCAUACCAGCAAGUCGUCCUGGAUGAGGCCUCUAGAGAAAGUUUAUCAAAAGCAGAGCAAAACUAUAGUCAACUUGACAAGGAAGCACUGGCCUUGGUGUUUGGCGUGGAUCGGUUCCACCAGUACUUGUGGGGCGUACCGUUUGAAGCACACACUGACCACAAGCCACUUCUUGGACUUCUGGGUGCCAACAAGCCUGUUCCUGUGCAGGCUUCGCCAAGAGUGGUCAGAUGGGCCCUGAAGCUCUCCGCGUACAAUUACAAACUUGUCUACAAACCUGGCAAAGAGCUCGGGCAUGCCGAUUCGCUUAGUAGACUGCCGCUGCCCAACGAUUGCACUGCAUUUCCUCGCCCUGCUGAGAUCUUCAUGCUGGAGGAGGCAUAUCCACAACUCCUCUCACCAGCUGUUGUAGCGCGAGCCACAAGAGACGAUCCGGUAUUGAGCCAUGUUGUCCUAUCUGUGUUGAAAGGAGAAAGCCUCCCAGCGGGACCAGAGUGGAAACCCUUCAGUGCCAGAAGUGCAGAACUCAGUCUCCAUGAAGGCUGUCUACUAUGGGGAUCAAGAGUCGUGAUUCCGAAAAAAUUGCUGGCCCAGGUACUUGGUGUGCUUCAUGCCAGCCACCCGGGUAUUGAGAAGAGCAAGAUGAUCGCCAGGAGCCAUGUCUGGUGGCCAGGCAUUGACAAUGACAUCGCAAACAGUGUGAAGAGCUGCGCUACGUGCCAGGCUCAACAUAGAGCUGCCCAGCCAGUGCAGCAGACACCCUGGCCUUUUCCACAGCGACCUUGGUCUAGGCUUCACAUUGAUUUCGGGGGACCAUUUCUAGGGCAUACCUUCUUGGUUAUAGUGGACGCCUUCUCGAAAUGGAUAGAAGUCUUCCCUGUGUCUUCCACAUCAGCAGACGCUACCAUUUCUGCCUUGAGAAUGGCAUUCGCCCAGCACGGCCUCCCUGACAUCAUAGUUUCGGACAAUGGUCCUGCUUUUACCAGUGCACAGUACCUGGACUUCUUGACUCGAAAUGGAAUACGUCGCAUGCUGGUACCGCCGUAUCACCCUGCGUCCAACGGUGCCGCAGAGCGAGCAGUACAGACUGUCGAAAACAAACUCAAGAAAUCUGGGUCGGGCAACUUCCAAACACAACUGUCCCGGUUCUUAUUCCACUACAGGACUACACCUCACGAAGUAAUGGGUCGGCCACCGUGCGAACUCCUCACAGGGAGAGCCUUCAAGACACCGUUGGAUGUCUUGCGGCCAAGCCUGCAGACGUCGGUACUUGUAAGGCAACUUAAGCAGAAGUUGUAUGCCGACAGAGGAUCCCGGCCAGCUCCGUCAUUGCAACCAGGAGGCAGCGUGUAUGCGCGAAACUUUCGACAGGGAGCACCAUGGGUGCGGGCCAGUGUUGUCGACAUCACCCCGCCGUCGGCCCGCGUCAUUCUCGACGAUAGGUCUAUAUGGCACCGACACGGUGACCACUUGCGUCUUGCCCAGACAGGGCCACCGGGUACAUCUGAAACGGAUGCACUUCACCAUGCUAGUGCUGCGGCCAUACCACAAUGGGAACAGCCUCCUCUCCGUGAAUCAACUGUUCCGGACAUGCCGGAGCAAGAGGCUGUCGAGCCGUCUACAAGCGCUGCUACCACUGCGGCCGCUGCUGACCUGGACGUCUGGCAUGUCACUGUCAAAUUUUCGCCAUUUUGGGCGGACUCACCCGAGGUAUGGUUCACCCAAGUCGAGGCCCAGUUCUCCCUGGCGCGCAUCGCACAAGACCAGACCCGCUACGAUUAUGUUGUCGCCCACCUGGACGACCGCUAUGCCAUCGACGUCCGAGAUAUCCUUGCCAACCCACCAACGGCCAACCUGUACGAAUACCUCAAGACCGAACUCAUCCGCCAGCUGCCACUCUCGAAAGAUCAGAAAGUGCGACAACUUCAGUCCGCAGAACUUGCCGAGCGCAAAUCUUCGCAGUUACUCUGCCACAUCUGUGCUCUCACAGUCCAGUGCUACGCCCCACAAAAGACCAACACUUGGCGCGUCCCCAACCAUUGCCCGCUCAGCUACUACUGCAGAGACGCAGGCCACACCUACUGUCGCUGCCGGUACGGCGAGAUGGGCCUGCAUGGCUUCACCAUCAAUGCACCAGAUCCAGAGCGAGGCGACAAGUUGGGCCAGCUGUGCAACACAUCUCUCAUCGAUGGACUUGAAGACGGGCUACUGGCAAAUUGGAGUCAAUGA